Aethina tumida (small hive beetle) is the source of this 2868-nucleotide messenger RNA. It is a transcript of the gene Calx, whose product is annotated as sodium/calcium exchanger 3. Gene Ontology annotation, biological process: calcium ion import across plasma membrane; cell communication; sodium ion transmembrane transport. Bases 1 to 2538 code for a protein of 845 amino acids. The transcript is spliced from 7 exons. Lineage: Eukaryota; Metazoa; Arthropoda; Insecta; Coleoptera; Nitidulidae. The record is from RefSeq and is a predicted model, not a curated record. Gene Ontology annotation, cellular component: axon; sarcolemma; postsynapse. Gene Ontology annotation, molecular function: calcium:sodium antiporter activity.
AUGGGGAACAUUACGUUUGAUGAUGUGAUCGCAUGUACCGAUGGACUAUUGAUACCAUGCUGGUAUCCCCUCGUAAAUGUCGCCCUCUUGACAAGGGUACUCAGGGGGAUAGUGUAUUUUGUGAUUAUGGCAUAUCUCUUUAUCGGUGUUUCGAUUAUUUCGGAUAGGUUUAUGUCAUCGAUCGAAGUCAUCACGUCUCAGGAAAAAGAAGUCAUCAUCAGGAAGCCGAAUGGUGACACCCAGAUUAUUGUGGUGCGGAUCUGGAAUGAGACGGUAGCAAAUUUAACACUAAUGGCCCUCGGGUCCAGUGCACCAGAAAUUCUUUUGUCGGUUAUUGAGAUUUACGCAAAAAAUUUCGAAGCCGGCGAUCUCGGUCCCGGAACGAUUGUCGGAUCGGCUGCUUAUAAUCUUCUUGUAAUCAUAGCGCUUUGUAUCUCUGUCAUACCCAAAGGUGAGGUAAGAAGAAUAAAACAUCUAGGGGUUUUCUUCGUUACAGCUUCUUGGUCCAUUUUCGCUUAUGUCUGGUUGUAUCUCAUCCUCUGUUACUUCUCACCCGAAGUCGUAGAAAUAUGGGAGGCUACACUCACUUUCACAUUCUUCCCCCUUACGGUACUAACCGCUUAUAUGGCCGAUCGAAAAUUAUACAAAUUCAUUCAAAAAGACUACCGUAUGAAUCGACGCGGUGUUAUCGUUCAGGCAGAAGGCGACAACUUAGAACUAGGCAAUACCGAACUUUUAGCCUUGGACGAUGCACACGAAGACGUCAAGCAUGAAUACAUCGCGACACUUAAAGAACUAAAACAACAACACCCACUUACAGAUUUAGCCACAUUAGAACGGAUGGCACACGAGAUGCUCUUGAACAAAGGACCGAAAUCCAGAGCCUUUUAUCGCAUUCAAGCCACGAGAAAGUUAAUGGGAAGCGGCGAUCUUUUACGUCGGAUCUCCGAAAGAGCUCAAAGUGAUUUAUCCGAAGUUAAGGCAGAAUUACAACGUGAAUCGGGAAACGCCGAGUUCAAUCAGACCGGAUGCAGGGUGUACUUUGAACCGUGCAAGUACACCGUGUUGGAAAGUUGUGGCAAGUUUGAAGUCAGAGUUAUAAGACAGGGAGAUAUUGACGCCGCUUUGACCGUCGAUUACACCACCGAGGAUGGUACUGCCCAAGCCGGCAGUGACUACGUAGAAGCUAAAGGUACCCUGGUGUUCAAUCCUGGCGACAAAGAAAAAAAACUAUCGCUGGAAGUGAUCGAUGAUGACGUCUUCGAACCGGAUGAACACUUUUUUAUUAGACUUAGCGCGAGCAAUCCGACCGGUUGUUUGGUGUCGCCGACAAUGGCCACCGUUAUUAUAUUGGACGACGACCAUGGGGGCUUGUUUAAAUUUGACGCUCAAAAUCAUGAGUUGUUCGAAAGUGUCGGUACGUACGAAUUAAAAGUGGUCAGGUGUUCUGGUGCCCGAGGUAGGGUUGUGGUCCCGUACUGGACCGAGGAUGGUACUGCGAAGGGCGGAAAGGAGUACGAGAGCUGCGAGGACCAGCUCAUCUUCGAGAACAAUGAAUCAGAAAAAACUAUAUUGCUGACAAUAAUCGAGGAGGACAGCUACGAAAAGGAUGUGCUGUUCUACGUGCAGCUGGGCGAGCCGCAGAUGUCCGGUGAUGAGGUAGCCAGUAUUGCGGCGGAAGCUGAGAAAAAGAAGCCGGAAGAAAGGACCGAUAGGGAGAAGAUCGCUAUUAUGGGUAAACCUCGUCUAGGGGAGAUUACUAGGGCUCAAAUUAGAAUUAAGGAAAGCAAAGAGUUUAAGAACACGGUCGAUAAAUUGGUGCAAAGAGCAAACGCCUCACUACUGAUAGGCACGUCCUCGUGGAAGGAGCAAUUCGUCGAAGCUCUGACGGUCAGUCCCAGCGACGAUGACGCAAACAAGAAGGAGCCUUCCAGUCUAGACUAUGUGAUGCACGUUCUCACCGUCUUCUGGAAAGUGCUCUUUGCCUUCGUGCCUCCCACAGGGUUAUGCAGGGGGUAUCUCUGUUUCGUCGUGUCAAUCUUUUGCAUAGGAGUGGUGACUGCGGUCAUCGGAGAUGUGGCUUCGCAUUUUGGUGCCACUCUCGGUAUUAAAGAUGCAGUUACGGCGAUUGUGUUUGUCGCUUUGGGCACAAGUAUACCUGAUACGUUCGCUAGUAAAGUGGCGGCGAUCCAUGACAAGCAUGCCGACGCCAGCAUCGGCAACGUAACCGGCAGCAACGCCGUCAACGUCUUCCUGGGUAUCGGCGUCGCCUGGUCAAUGGCCGCUAUUUACCACUGGGCCAAGGGCGGUGUCUUCCGCGUCGAUCCCGGCAAUUUGGCCUUUUCUGUGACGAAUUUCUGCACGGCAGCCGUCAUCACCAUAAUUGUACUAUUGCUGCGUAGAUCUAGAGUUGUGGGUGGAGAAUUGGGUGGCCCAGUUUGCAUCAAAUAUUGCACAUCUGCAUUUUUGAUCGUUCUAUGGGUGAUCUAUCUGGUAUUGUCAACGCUUGAAGCUUACGAAGUCAUCGAUGGAUACUAAAAUAUAUUUUAUGGAAUUGGGAGUUAUAAUUUUCUAUGAUUUGUUACUUUGUGUGAUAUGAGAGAUUGUGAAUUUUAAUAUAUUUGCCUUUUGCAUAAUAUUUGUUUAAGAUAUAGAUCAAUUUCAAUUUUGUGUUGGAUGUAAGGGUAUUCAAGAAACUUGUAGUACUUAUGUGAUACAUAUAUACGUAGCAGUGAGAAAUCAACAAUUAAAGUUGAAAAAAUAAUAUAAUAUAUAUGGAGUUUUUCAGUGAAUGAUUAUAUAUUGUUUAUAAAGUUAUCGCUGUUUCAAUAAUUCAGCAGAACCGAAGAUAAUUUUUGGGACACUUCA